UUGAUACACACACAUGCAAAAACACUUGACACAAUGUCAGUAUUUCAUGAAACGAAAGUUUAAAAGCUUCUGAAAAUUACAAUCUAACUCCAAUAACAGCGUUUGAACUCCAUUGUUGUAUUGUUUACCCGGAACAAAGCUCUACUAAAAAACGACAGAUCGCUAUAUUUCUCUAGUGAACUGCGACGAAACAGCUGUUCUGCUACUGCUGCUGGAUGGUUACUUUGACAGGGAGGUCGAAGGAUAAGCGAAUGUAUCAUCUAAACUUAACGCUUUUAAAUGAUAUCGCGAAUAUUCCGUGGAAAAAAUGAGAAUGUCGCUGUCAAGAGAAAAUUGCAAAUCGACACGUUGAAAAUCUUUAACGACAAUGUAGUAGAAUUAAGGGAAAAUUUUGAGUAUCAAGUACAAUUCAAUGCUGGGGAAAGGAGAAUGGCUAUUAUGGUUUCUUUGUCUCCGGAGUUUCCACUGGAAAAGCCAGUACUCAAAGUUUCUCCUCCAAUAAACCAUCCCUGGUGUAAUGAACACAGCGAAAUCAUCAGUGCACCUGGGCUGCUAAAUUUCACAGUGCACAGUGAUCUUGGUCGGGUUGUUCAAGCUAUCAUUAGAGAAUUCAGUAAAAAUCCUCCGCAACUAUUGGAAGAUAUCUCUCCAGGAUCUGUACAAUCACAUAGAGGUGAGCAACGAAAAAAAAUAGAAAGAAACAAAAUACAUAUCUAUAACAAUGCCAUUACAGAUCUGCAAGGAAGAAGUUCUCCAUCUUUCUCCCUGCAACAGUAUCCUGAAAUUCCACCCAAGUCGUACAAUUCUUAUUACGCCACACAGUUUCCGCAGUAUUCAUCCGCUAGUGGAAGUACUUGCACUUACACUUACAAUUACACCCAUUCAGGUAAUCAGUAUGUAGAGGAUGGUCAUGCGGUCGCGCGGGACGAUCAUGCGAAGUUUGGAUCGUCGUCGCAGCAUUCUACGUACACGACAAGCUCAAGAGGUGGUUCACUGCAUAAUACAGACCCCACAGGCUACAACUCGAACCACCAGGGAACGUAUUUAAAUUCCCAUUACGCAAACGCUAAUUAUCAGCAGCCGUCGUUGCAGAAUCAGGUUCAAACUAAGGCUCAGAGUGUAGCAUUCCCAGAACUGAACAGCUUGUCCAAUGAGGAAUUGAAAAGACUCAGUGAAGAUGAUGACAAUUUAGAUGAAUUCUUGGACAAACAUUCCGAACUAAAAGACGUUAACUUGGCUAUUGAUGAUGCAAUAGAUUGGGUCCAGAAAACUGCCGAGGCCAAUGUAGCCAAAGAACCCGAGCUUAGAGAAUUGCAGUCUGAUGUAGCAAAUAAAGUGCAGAUAGUUGCUACACUGAAAGCCAGAUAUGAUCAGCUGAUACAACGAUACAACAAACUAUCAGAAGUGUUUACUCCGGAUCACAUAAAGGAAUGCUUGAGGAAGGCAGCGGAUGAAAGUCACGAGGAGAGUGAAAGAAUAGCGGAGAACUUUCUGAACAGAAAGAUCGACGUGGAACGGUUCCUCAGCACGUACAUUGAAUGUAGGAAAUUAGGCCAAGCGAGGCGAACUAAAGAGGAGAAGCUGGCGCAUCAGCUGAACGAAUUGAAACGGGCCGGCUACUAAAAUUAAUGUAUAAUCACGUCUUUUUUCUAUGAAUCGAAUUGUAAAUAAUGCCUAGAUAAAUUAAACGAUAAUGUGAAUUCGAACGGCA
Molecule: messenger RNA, 1711 nt
Organism: Hylaeus volcanicus
Lineage: Eukaryota; Metazoa; Arthropoda; Insecta; Hymenoptera; Colletidae
Gene: Vsp37A
Product: vacuolar protein sorting-associated protein 37A
Exons: 4
Coding region: 280-1623 (447 amino acids)
Biological process (GO): protein targeting to vacuole; ubiquitin-dependent protein catabolic process via the multivesicular body sorting pathway; protein targeting to membrane
Cellular component (GO): ESCRT I complex
Source: RefSeq, a predicted model, not a curated record